Molecule: messenger RNA, 2565 nt
Organism: Eufriesea mexicana
Lineage: Eukaryota; Metazoa; Arthropoda; Insecta; Hymenoptera; Apidae
Product: putative sodium-dependent multivitamin transporter
Exons: 7
Coding region: 1-1647 (548 amino acids)
Biological process (GO): transmembrane transport; sodium ion transport
Cellular component (GO): membrane
Molecular function (GO): symporter activity
Source: RefSeq, a predicted model, not a curated record
AUGGCUACCCUGGAAGUCGCGGAUUACGCGGUGAUCGUAGUAACGAUGAUCAUUAGUUCGGCGAUCGGUGUGUAUUACAGACUGACCGGUGGAAAACAAAGAUCAACGGAGGAAUAUUUUAUGGCGAACAGAACGAUGCGAGUGGCACCGGUCGCGAUAGGCUUAAUGGUUUCAUACCUAUCAGCAGUCAGUGUCCUAGGAGUCAGUUCAGAAAAUUACGUUUAUGGCACUCAGUAUGCUGUGAUCAAUAUUUCCUACGGACUUGCUACACCCGUCGUCGCUUAUUUAUACUUACCGAUAUUCUUCAAGAUUGGAAAAGCCAGUGCUUUCGAGUAUUUGCAGAAACGUUUCGGAAAAGCAGCAAGGAUGGUAGGAAGCUUCGCUUUUUUGCUUCAGCUGCUUCUGUACAGUGGCGUGGUAUUGUACGCGCCGGCACUUGCUCUGGAAACCACCACAGGUUUCUCGAAGACCGCAAGCGUAAUCGUCAUAGGAUUGGUCUGCACCUUUUAUUCGACCAUCGGCGGUAUUAAGGCGGUCCUCGUUACCGAUGUAUUCCAAGGUCUGUUGAUGUUGGUAGCCAUUGUCUUGGUGAUCGUCACGGCAGUUAUGAACGUCGGAGGCAUUGACCAGAUUUGGGAGAUUGCUCGAGAAGGAUCAAGGAUCGAAUUCGACAACAUUUCAAUGGACCCAACGGUGCGACACACCUGGUGGAGCUUGACAUUUGGCGGUUUCUUCACCUACCUCUCCUUGUACGGCACCAACCAAGUUCAAGUUCAGAGAAUGUUAACCAUCAAGAACCUAAAAGACGCGCAGGCAGCUACUUGGUGGACCUGGCCAUUAGCUUCUUUGAUGUCUCUGGGCCUCUGUUUCUCUGGACUGGCUAUGUACACCAAGUAUCGCGACAGCGACCCCCUCGAGAGCGGAAGAAUCAACUCGUACGAUCAAUUAAUGCCGCUUUACGUGAUGGACAUGUUCUCCGCGUAUCCAGGUGUGCCUGGGCUUUUUAUUGCCGGCAUCUUCAGCGCUGGACUCAGCACCAUCUCCGCCACGGUGAAUUCCGUGGCCGUCGUUAUGCUCGAAGAUUUUAUCAAACCCAUAUACCAUCUUCGGAACAAGGAGCUAACAGUAACAAGGUCAAUCAUCAUCAGCAAGAUUCUGGCUUUUAUAGUCGGUAUUGCUUGUAUAGCACUGGCAUUUAUGGGCCACUUCCUUGGCGGACUUCUUCAGGCAGCACUCACAAUAUUCGGUGUGAUUGGCGGCCCUGUGUUCGGCAUGUUCUCUCUCGGCAUGUUCACGCGAAUGGGAAAUCAGAGAGGCGCGAUCAUCGGUUUAUUGGUUAGCAUCGCAUUCUGCUUGUGGAUGGGUUUCGGGCAGCCAAAGCCGCCAAUUCCAAACAAACUCACUGUACAUUAUGAUUACGAGGGAUCGUCGAAUUUGCAUAACGAAUACCAGCAAAGUAACAAUGACUCAUACUUCUAUCUGUAUCGGAUUUCAUACAUGUGGUACUGCCCCCUGGGAAGUAUCAUCAGUUUUCUACUUGGCUGGAUUUCCAGUUGGAUUUCGAACCUGAUUCUAGGCGAAAAACCACAGGAUGUAGACCCUGAUCUCCUAAUACCGAUUUUGGCAGCCAGACAACGUAGAAGAUAAUUGAAAGUUACAAACAUAUUUCACAACGCAGUGGUAUUAGACACGAUUUCCUGAUAACUUGACGUAUGUCAAGAAUGGUACAACAUACACGUAACUACGACUGAAUUUUUUACAUUCACGCGUGACUUCGCGGUGACAAAUAAUUAAAUCGUUUUUCAACGAUCAUACGGCUUUCCGAGUAACAAGAAGACCUCAAGUUACAAUUAAUCAAUUCCACUGCGCAAUUUUCAGUCGAUCGUUCAUUUUUAUAACCUUACUUCAUCGUCGUACGAUUUUCAAUGUUACAGUCAACAAUAUCGUCUCCGAUAUUUCUAGGGCGAAAAAUGUAACGUCUCGUCAUAAAAGGAAACAAACCUAACCUAUCGAUCAUUUAUUUACAUCGACUAGACGCGCCACGUCUCGGAGAAUUCUCGUAAUUGACCUUAACCUAAAAACAGUCAGAGUGGAGUUCGAAUCUGUGGAACAAGACACGUGUCGCGUAAACCAGUCAAAACGACGUUUACGAAGAGGCAUCAGGCAAAACUGUUAUUAAAAAAGGAAAAAGAGAAGAAAAAAAAAAAUCGUGAUCGAAGAUCUGUCGAGGAGCUCGAUUCGACGAAAUCACGGUCGAUAUUACACGUACUCGGUUUCCUUUCGGAAUUCCGAUUAUCGCCACGAGGCGGCCAACCUCUUCUUCUCUUCUGCAACGAGGAGCAGACGUAAACACCGCGCGAACCACGGGUGUGCUGAACGUUUACCGAAACGUUCGCAAAUCACGAUGGAAUGCCGUCAGACUGGUGUUCCCGUGCGCGGCACACGGUGACAUACAGAACGAAGCAACGACCCGUGUACUGUGCAGCGCUUACGUAAGGAAAUAACGCCGCACGGAGAGACCGAGUGGACCACCUCGAGCUUCGUUUCGACUACUAAAGCCUCAUA